CAAAUCCAAAAAGAAAAGCUGCAGCUGGAGGAUUUUGGUUCAUGUGUAACAUUGUCUAGUCACUUAGCUAGAUUUUACCCUUUAAAUAAAAGGUGAUGCCCCCAAAAAGCCUGGCAGCAAGCACAUACACAUGCAGACUGACCUUCACCGCUGUUCAGAUUGUGGGAAGAGUUUUACUCAAAAAGGUCAUCUCAAAACACACCAACGAAUUCAUACAGGAGAGAAGCCGUAUGUCUGCUCGCAGUGUGGGAAGCGUUUUAGUCGACUGAGUACUUUAGAGCAACACACAAGAAUUCACACGGGAGAGAGACCAUUUAUCUGUUUACAGUGUGGAAAAGGUUUUACUCGACAGCUUUAUCUCCAGCAUCACCAGAAUAUUCACACAGGAGAAAAACCUCAUCACUGUUCACAGUGCGGGAAGAGUUUUAAUCAAGAUAGUAAUUUCCGACGGCACCGGCGUGUUCACACUGGAGAGAAACCAUAUCAGUGCUCACAGUGCGGAAACAGUUUUGCUCAGAAACGUACUUUCGAAGCACCUGAGCGUACUCACACAGGAGAGAAGCCAUAUUAUUGCUCAUGGUGUGGGAAGAGUUUUAAUCGGGAGGGUACAUUUCAAAAACAUCGGCGCAUUCACACCGGAGAGAAGCCGUAUCACUGCUCACAGCGUGGCAAGAGUUUUUCUGAGAGAGGCACGCUUACAGCACACCAGCGCGUUCACACAGGAGAGAAGCCGCAUCACUGCUUAAAAUGCGGGAAGACUUUUAAUCACCGCCGUGCUCUCCAACAACAUCAGCACGUUCACACCGGACAGAAGCCGUAUCAGUGCUCGCAGUGUGGGAAGAGUUUUACUCAGUCGGGUACGCUUCACACACACGAGCGCAUUCACACAGGAGAGAAGCCACAUCACUGUUCACAGUGUGGAAAGAGUUUCGCUUACCUGAGUGCUCUCCAAACACACCAGCACAUUCACACAGGAGAGAAGCCAUAUCACUGCUUAUGUUGUGAAAAGAGUUUUGCACAGCUCUGUCAUCUCCAACAACACCAACGCAAAUACUCAGGAGAGGAGCUGAUCACUGACUGCUGUGUGGGCAGAGAUUUAGCUUUUUACGUAAAUAAGUGUGCGAACACAGAACAGAAGAACAUGAUGGCCACAAGAGCCUCCAGUAAUCAUCAAACGACUGCUGGUAUUCUUUCUACUACGACCAGUCAAGAACAAAUGCACACAGAACUUCACCACUGCUCAUACUGUGGGAAGAGUUUUACUCACCAGAGUAGUUUACAAACACACCAGCGCAUUCACACAGGAGAAAAACCUCAUCAGUGUUCACAGUGUGGAAAGAGUUUCAGGCUGAAAGGUAAUCUCCAGCUUCACCAGCGAAUUCACACAGGAGAGAAACCAUUUAUCUGUGUACUGUGUGGGGCAAAAUUUACUCACAAGUGUACUCUCAAAAGACAUGAACGCAUCCAUACAGGAGAGAAGCCGUAUUAUUGCUCACAAUGUGGAAAGAGUUUUGCUGACUUGAGUAGCUUCCAACAGCACAAACGUAUUCACACAGGAGAAAAGCCGUAUCACUGCUCACAGUGUGGAAAGAGUUUUAAUCUAGAGAGUACUCUCCAACAACACCAGCGCAUUCACACUGGAGAAAAACCGUAUCAGUGCUCACAGUGUGGGAAGAGUUUUAAUCAAAGAGGUCAUCUCCAACAACACCAACGAAUUCACACAGGAGACAAACCAUUUAUCUGUGUACAGUGUGGGGCAAAAUUUACUCAGAAGUGUACUCUUAAAAGACACCAACGCAUUCAUACAGGAGAGAAGCCGUAUUAUUGCUCACAGUGUGGAAAGAGUUUUGCUGACUUGAGUAAUUUCCAACAGCACCAGCGUAUUCAUACAGGAGAAAAGCCAUAUCACUGCCCACAAUGUGGAAAGAGUUUUGCUGUCUUGAGUAGUUUCAAACGACACCAGUACAUUCACACAGGAGAAAAACCGUAUUACUGCUCAGAGUGUGGAAAAAGUUUUACUCACCCAAGUACUCUCCAAAAACACCAGCGUAUUCACAUGAGAGAGAAGCAGUAUAGUAAUCUCUUUAUUGGAAAUAGACAGAAGAACAUGAUGCCCACAAGAGACUUCAGUAGUCAUCAAAUGACUGCUGGUAUUGUUUCUACUACGACCAGUCAAGAACAAAUACAAAUACACACAGAACUUCACAUCUGCUCAUAUUGUGGGAAGAGUUUUACUCACCAGAGUAGUUUACAAACGCACCAGCGCAUUCACACUGGAGAAAUGCCUUAUCAGUGCCCACAGUGUGGAAAGCGUUUCAGUAAGACAGGUCAUCUCCAACAGCACCAACGAAUUCAUACAGGAGAGAAACCAUUUAUCUGUGUACAGUGUGGAGCAAAAUUUACUCACAAGUGUACUCUCCAAAGACACGAACGCAUUCACACGGGAGAGAAGCCGUAUCACUGCUCACAGUGUGGCAAGAGUUUUUCUGACUUGAGUAAUUUCCAACAACACCAACGUAUUCACACAGGAGAGAAACCAUUUCUCUGUGUACAGUGUGGGGCAAAAUUUACUCUCAAUAGUAAUCUCAAAAGACACCAACGCAUCCAUACAGGAGAGAAGUCGUAUCACUGCUCACAAUGUGGAAAGAGUUUUAAUCUAGAGAGUGCUCUCCAACAACACCAGCGCAUUCACACUGGAGAAAAACCAUAUCAGUGCUCACAGUGUGGGAAGAGUUUUAAUCACAGCAGGUCUCUCCUUCGUCACCAGAGUAUUCACACAGGAGAGAAGCCGUAUCACUGCUCACAGUGUGGGAAGAGCUUUAAUCAAGAGAGUAAUUUCCAAAUACAUCAGCGCAUUCACACUGGAGAGAAACCUUAUAGUUGCUCACAGUGUGGAAAACGUUUUAACCAAGAGAGUAAUUUCCAAACACAUCAGCGCAUUCACACGGGAGAGAAGCCGUAUCAGUGUUCACAGUGUGGGAAGAGUUUCAUUCAGAGAGGUCAUCUCCAGUAUCAUCAGCGAAUUCACACCGGAGAAAAGCCAUAUCACUGCUCACAGUGUGGGAAGAGUUUUAAUCGACAUGAUACACUCCAGUAUCAUCAGCAUAUUCACACUGGAGAGAAGCCGUAUCACUGCUCAGAGUGCGGAAAAUGUUUUACUUACCCAAGUAAUCUUCAAAAACACCAGGCCAUUCACAUGAGAGAGAAGCGUUGUUAGUGCUGACAGUGGAGGGAGAUUUUUGUACAACUGUUUGCUUAAAUUUUGAACAGAGAUUUACUUGCAGUGAACAUCACUGGAUAUCAUGCAAGGACAAUAAUACCAUAUUGCACAAGCCUAGUGUAAACUAUAGCUACUGGCCUUGAUUUUCAUUUGGGUUAUCCAACACAUCUACAUAUAUAUACACCAAGAAAUAAACUCUUUUCUCAUAUUUAUCUUUUGAUAUCAAACCCAAAUGUCUACAGUAAAAACUAAAGAAUUGGCCUUGCUGUUCCAAUAGUUUCAGAGUGGACUGUAUAAGGACACUGUGGUCUGGGCCAUGAUAGUUUCCGAUUAGGAUUCGGAACUAAAGCGCAUUCUGCACUUUUGGUUUAUAAAAUAUGAGGUUGGUCACAUUUCCAAUACGGACCAUGAAAAAAAGGUCAGAAUUUGUGUUCUAAAUUAUAAAUAGAACCCGAUCAUAUUUGAAGUUCCAGUAGUGUCUGGCAAACUGAAGACGCUCGAGUUUGUUUUUGGAUGAGAGUAGAGGCUUUUUUCUUGAAGCCCUUCAAAACAACUUGUGGUGAUGUAGGUGACUUCGAAUUGUAGUUUUGGAUACUUUCUGACCCCAAGACACAACUAACAUCUGCAGUUCUCCAGCUGUGAUCCUUGGAGAUUUUUUGGCACUUCACAGUGCGUUGAGACAGUAAUUGUUGUACACCUAUAUUUAACAAAGAUAAACCUGUGUUGUGUUUUGCAAUUCUCUGAUAUCCAUGAGAGUAUUAUUGAGAUUUUUUUUUAACAAAAGUUCAAAAUGUUGAACAAUGAAACAAAUUACCACUUCUUUGCUCAUAUUUACCAAAGGUGCCAAUAUUAGUGGAGGGCAGUGUAUAUAAAAUAUCAGUUGGGUCCUUUUCAAGUUCAAGGGGUGAAAACUUACGCAAGACGCUCUAUGGUAGAACCAUAAAUUGUAAAUUUUGUUCUUUUGGUAAAGAAUUGCAUCACAUUAUCUGUUUUGUAGGUGAGAAAUGUCCAGUUCAUUUGUGCAAUGAAAAUGUAACCCAAAUGCUUAAAAAUAAACACACUUAUCAUAUUGGG
This is a messenger RNA of Ictalurus punctatus (channel catfish), 4294 nucleotides long. RefSeq names its product zinc finger protein 271. The record is from RefSeq and is a predicted model, not a curated record. The transcript has 5 exons. The coding region runs from base 131 to 3217 and encodes 1028 amino acids. Gene Ontology annotation, molecular function: RNA polymerase II cis-regulatory region sequence-specific DNA binding; DNA-binding transcription factor activity, RNA polymerase II-specific. Gene Ontology annotation, biological process: regulation of transcription by RNA polymerase II. Lineage: Eukaryota; Metazoa; Chordata; Actinopteri; Siluriformes; Ictaluridae.